Molecule: messenger RNA, 3918 nt
Organism: Suillus discolor
Lineage: Eukaryota; Fungi; Basidiomycota; Agaricomycetes; Boletales; Suillaceae
Product: ras GEF
Exons: 10
Coding region: 134-3691 (1185 amino acids)
Biological process (GO): positive regulation of GTPase activity; Ras protein signal transduction
Cellular component (GO): plasma membrane
Molecular function (GO): guanyl-nucleotide exchange factor activity
Source: RefSeq, a predicted model, not a curated record
GUGCAACAUGGAUGAUCAUCUUGCUCACAGAUGGUAAGGGCAAUGCCAACAUUUAAGUUAGAUGUGAAUACCUCGUCAGUCAACACAAUUCACCUUUGAUAUUAUCCGUGAUCGAUCUUUUCUGGCUUCUAUCAUGGAGAGUUCAUCAAUUUGGCGCCUUCCCGAAGUCUCCAAGGCAGCACGGAUGAGCAUAAGGGGACUUCCCGCAAUCCCAACAAGUCCACUCAGGCCGGACACUCCCCCUUCAAUUGCAAGAGACUUCUGGAUACCCCAAGUCUCCGGAGAUGGUCAGAUUUACUAUGCCAACACAGUCACCGGGCAACUAUCUCGUGAUCUACCGUUCGACGCGGAGGAUGAGACGUUUGAUUGUGAUCUUGCGGGCUUAACUUCAUCACAAUCGAGCUCUCGUGCUGGCACCGGCGCUGGUCUCGGUUUUUCUUAUGGGGAUGUUAACGCUCUAUCCAUCGUGAACAAUCCUUCUCAAUACCAGUCGAUUCCAGUGGAGCCCGCCCGGCCACCCUACACGUCAUUAUCUCAUUACCCAAAUAACCUAGCUGGUGCUCUGACGGCUCCCGUAAAACCAUCUUCGCCAUCCCUUCUCACAGACCUUCCACCAGGCCGCAACCGUGCCCAGACAGAUUCUUCUGCGCUUUCUUUGAAUCGUCACACGUACCGCGUUCCCAGUGGUCUCUCUAAUCCGCCGAAUGACCAAGUACUAAAGAGGAGUUUUACUAUGCGGGAGAACUCAUAUACUAGUCAUCAGACGUUUUUGUCUAUGGAUCAAGAUCCUCGUCUCUUCUCGUACUCUCACCGUCCGCAUAUGGCCAGAAAGGGCUCUCGAUUAAAGGAAGCUGCCGCAUUAUCCAUACUCCCCCAAGUCCAUGAACUUCCACCAGACGAAGAUCCUUCUCACCUCUUGACUGCAAUACCAUCUCUGGAGGAAAUACUUUCUCCUCGUCCACCAGAGCUCAUUUCUGAAUUACUAGAUCGGUCUCAACAUGCUAUUCGCUCUGUGAUCACUCACCUGCAGCAGUUUGGAAUCCCUCGCAUUGCAGAUGAUGAAGUCAUUGUCGAUCGCCUCAUCAACACCACCAUCGCUUCAGUUCGUGAUCAACUCUAUGUCUCUGGCCCUUCUUUCGGUCAAAUACCAAGUCAUCUUGUUCCGGAAGGAUCACAAGAUCAACAGAGCACGAGCACUGCGUCGCAUACGUUACUUGUUCCUGCACAGCGUCGAGCUAUUGCGACACUCUCGAAGUUUCUACUCUCUGCGAGAGCGAUCUUGAAUGAUGGUCCUUGGAGCCCAGGUGACAGCAUCGGCAGCCUUGCAACUGAUGCUACAGAACUUGAGCGCUCUGUUGUCGAUUUCGUGUCCAUCACGCAAAGUUGUCGUUGUGAUGAGUUGGAUUGCGACAAGGCUCCGAGACACUUGCAGGGUUACUUCCUAGCACCACAUGCAGGACUUGGGAAGGCUGGGGCUGGGGCUGCUGGAGCUUGGAAAGGAUUUGGUUGGGUCACCAUCGAUGGCAAUGAGGAGGCUCCCCGGCGGAGCUUGGACAGCGCAGUCUUAAACGACAUCGUGGGGCUUGUAUUGCAGGUACAAGACAAAUCAAAUGAAUUCCUUGAAAGCUUACGCGCUUCUGCACCUGCCGGCGUGGUAACGCCAGCAGGCUUACGAAUGAUGAAUCAAUUGUCAUCCCUCCUCCUCCACAUUGGAGACCUGCAUGUCGCUCGGCAUGUCGACAUCGAACCGGUGGAUCAGGCGGAACUCAAUGAUGGUGCUCGAUAUCUCCGGACCGUUGAGAAAGCCAGGGUCCUCGUACGGUCGUUCGAAGCCACUACUCAGGCUGUAUACGACGACGGCGCUGCACUACUCACUACUACACAGAGGAUCCGGCAUGUAGAAGAAUCCGAAACAUGGCGUGGUCGGGAUGAACAUUAUGAUACCCUCGAGGCGCUGAAUUCCUCAUUAGACUUUAAUCUUCAGGUUCUGCGACAGACUCUAGAAAGUCUUCUUGUCAUCGUGCAGGAACAGACAGAUAUUCUUGAACGGAGCAACAAGAGCCCCAUUGAGUGGCGUAUGUCACAACGUAGCCUCAUCACAGCAAUGUUGGCCGAAGAGGCACUUAACGGCUCGAAUAACGACCUCUACAAUAACAAUGACGAAGCAGAUGAUAUCCUCAGGAAUAUUGCAAGUAGCGAUAAUACCACGCCCACAGCGGAAAUACCGGCUCCGCCUGUAAUAAACGAACAACUACCCCUAAUAUCCGAUACAGUACCAUGGGCUGACCAUGAAGAUCUUCGCAUAAUAAGAACACCCCCUCGACAGGAUAAGAUCAGGGCGUUUUUUGGUGACGAUGCGCCUUCUCACUAUCUCAUUACCCUCAAUGCCGAAACAAAACCUUGGUAUCUGAGACCGACGUACGAUCCUAAUGAUGUGCUAGUUGACCCCGAUGGAACUACGCGAGGCGGAACUAUUACAGGCCUAGUCGAGCGGCUAACUGCUCACGAGUAUGCUGAUCCCAAGUUUAGCAAGGCUUUCCUAAUGACUUAUAAGACCUUCACUACUCUUGAUGAAUUGUUCAGGUUGUUGGUGGAACGCUUCUGGAUACAGCCUCCAGAAGGACUAAACUCCCCGGAGCUGGUGGAGUGGCGGAAGCUCAAGCGGCAGAUUAUUCGUAUCAGGGUCAUUAAUACGAUCAAGUCAAUGGUUCAAGAUGACGAUGUAUUAGAGAGAGAUGACGCAUACAUCCUCGACCGUAUGAUGGAAUUUGUUUCGCAUGAUGAAGUCAUCAAUCUACCCGCAGCAAAGCAGCUUAUGGUGAUUAUUAAACGUGCUCAGCGAGGGCGUGAUCCGAACAAAGUGACGAUUAGCACGGCUCUGGAUCCGCCACCUCCACCAAUAGUCCCUAAACGGAUGGAGCUACUUGACAUCGAUGCCUUGGAACUGGCAAGGCAAUUGACGAUCACAGAAAGUCAGUUAUAUCAGAAGAUUCGACCUUCUGAAUGCCUUCUGCGGUCCAAGGAAUCGAAAACUGACCACCACGACAACAUCGCAAACUUCAUUCGCCGUAGCAACAGAGUAGCCAACUGGGUUGCAUAUGCCAUCCUGUGUAAAGACGAACCUCGCAGACGUGCUUCCAUCAUGAAACAUUUCAUCAGUGUCGCUGAUCGCUGCAGGCACAUUCAGAAUUUUUCGACCAUGUUAGCCAUCGUGUCUGGCCUAAACUCAUCACCUAUCCGUCGGCUUAAGCGCUCUUGGGAGCAAGUAGGCACCAGAUACAUGUCCCAAUUGGAAACAUGCGAGACAACAAUCAAUUCUUACAAGACGUUUAACAUCUAUCGAUACGCCCUUGCAAAAGUUUCCCCGCCGUGUGUUCCGUUCGUUGGUGUGUUUCUUACUGCCCUGACACAUAUUCAAGACGGCAGUAAGGAUUACCUUCCAAACAACCUGGUGAAUUUCCGAAAACGCCAGAAGGCUUCAGAGGUAAUCCAAGACCUUCAACGCUGGCAGACUCAGCCGCACAACUUCCAUCCCCUCCCAACUGUUCUUGUUUACUUGGAUGACGCACUUGGACAGUUUGGCGACAAAGAUGUCAGCGAUGUCUUCUGGCAGCUGAGUCUAGAAAGGGAGCCGCGCGAAAAGGAAGAAGAGAAACUUGCAAGGAUGCUACAUGAAAGCGGGUUCUUUUGAGCCUCACUAGAAUUACUCUACGAUCCUGACACUUCAUACUAGUAGCACUACCGCUUAGACACGCAAAUUCCCUCGCAUUACUGUAUCGUUGGGCACCGACUUGAACGUACUUCUAUUGAUAAGUUAUCCCAAUCACCGUUAGACGAUGGCAUCCUUCCAAUGUAUCUACUAUCAGUCCAGCCUGGAUUCCACUGGCAUGACAUGAUGUGCUGUUGGUUAUCUUUAUG